Messenger RNA from Alternaria rosae, 1633 nucleotides. Its product is annotated as putative methyltransferase-domain-containing protein. NCBI's taxonomy places the organism in Eukaryota, Fungi, Ascomycota, Dothideomycetes, Pleosporales, Pleosporaceae. The coding region runs from base 65 to 1150 and encodes 361 amino acids. The record is from RefSeq and is a predicted model, not a curated record. The transcript has 3 exons.
GCCUUUCACCCCCACAGUCCUGCUGCUUUCGGCACAUCCCUUCCGACCAAUCCUACAACGAACCAUGCGAUACAUCCGCUUCCUCAAAAGUCCUCGCGUAGUCGCUGAAAAGGGCACGUCGAGAAAGCAAGUCCACUGUCUGGUUACUAUCACUUCAGACCUGGGAGAUUCCUUUCUCCCUUACGAUCUCCAGCUAGCAGCAGAGUUGUCAGCAACCACAGAUGGGUCAGAAGAAAGCGUGAUAGUAUGGUCGACCGUGCAAUGGACAGCCGGCAUGCGCAGUUUGCCCGUCACUUUCCCGCUCCCUAAAUCUCAAGCUUCUCAGUCCAGUUUGCGAGUAAGAGUGGGUGGGGAGCCGAAACGAACACACGAUGAUUUCGCUGCCAUAGCAGAAAAAGGUGCUCGGGGUGUUGUAUCUGCCUGGAGCCCACCUUUCGCGUCAAACCAAGAUGCUCUGAAAUUGGUUGAAAGACGGUUCAAGCUGCCAGAUGGACCCAUCACUACUAUCUGGGAGGAGACGGGAGAAAGCAUAGCGAGGCAUCUAUGGGACGCUGGCAUCACUCUCUCAUGCCAAAUAACCGCUCUCGAUAAUCCAAAAUCCAGCUUAGCCGAAGCUUUAUUACCAUAUGGUCUUGCAUCCGAACCUCAUCUGAAUAUCCUCGAACUUGGCACUGGCUGCGGAAUGGUCGGCAUUGCAAUCGCUCAGACUGUCUCCCACUCCAAAGUUCUCUUGACCGACCUUCCUGAGGCUAGAGAGAUCGUUGAGCGUAACAUCGACUCGGCGGUCAAAGCACCAGGUGCAUCACUCGCGUUCAUGGAACUGGACUGGAAUGCAGAGUUACCUGGCGAAGUACAGUCUAGCUCAGAACCUCUCGAUCUUGUUCUCGCUGCUGAUUGCACGUACAACCCAGACAGCAGCCCCGCAUUAGUCAAAACGCUUACACGGCUCUCCAGAGCAAACCCUAGAGUCAGGAUUGCCAUCGCAAUGAAAAUGCGCCACUCAAGCGAAGAAGUAUUCUUCAAACUAAUGUUCGAUGCAGGAUUCCUAGAGACAGACAAGAUGGAGUUUCCGUUGCCAGGAGAUGUUAAAGUUGGCGAGGAGACUGUGUACUUGCACGUCUACUAUAGGGCAUUCUUUGUCCCUACCUAGGCAGGAUGUCAGCUGCCUUGGGUAUCACUAGGUACUUUCCCCAACUCUAUGAGUACCUCGUCUAUCCAUCUGUCAUCCCUUGAAAUGUAUGGCAAAAGACGUGUAUAAAAACUAUUAGUCAGGGCGUAUUGUAGGCUUACAAGGCUGCUGCAAGGUAGCCAGCCUGCUCGUGUCGUACGACAUCAAACCCAGAACAAGGCACGCCAAGUCCGUAAAACCCAGACGGGAUUUAUCGCUCUAGAAAGUCUACAUCAAUCAGUAAAAAAAACACACAACUUCCAAAGAAAUCAACAUGCGUCCCCAUCUCAUCUCAUCUCUACAAUAUAAACCCGAACAUAUCAAUCAUCACACACCCUCGUACCCACUCCUCAGCCUUGCCCGUCCCAAAUCCAACAUCCCAUCACACUGACCCCCACACCUUUUCCUCUCCACCCCCUCCUCAAGUCAAAUUAUACUCCCCGAAGCUGACCACCCUAAACCUAC